GGCGAGUGUCAAGCAGCAAGCCCUCCCUGGCCCCAGGAGACCGCACAUGCCUCAUUUGUUUAAGCUCGCAGCUGACACCCGCCACCUCUCCAUAGGUACCGGCACAGACCUUCUCAGCAUCAGACAGUGACCAGCCUGGUGACGCAGAACUGCCGCUAUGAACUACCCUCUAACCUUGGACAUGGAUUCUAUCACCUAUAACAUGGAUGAUCUGUUCAAGGAACUGGCCUUCUACAGUAACAGCACGGAGAUCCCGGGACAGGAUAGUAACUUCUGCUCUACGGAAGAGGGACCCCUACUGGCUUCCUUUAAGGCGGUGUUCAUGCCUGUGGCCUACAGCCUCAUCUUCCUCCUGGGUAUGAUGGGAAACAUCCUGGUGCUGGUGAUCCUGGAGAGGCACCGGCACACUCGGAGCUCAACUGAGACUUUCCUGUUCCACCUGGCUGUGGCCGACCUUCUCUUAGUCUUCAUCCUGCCAUUUGCAGUGGCUGAGGGCUCCGUGGGUUGGGUCCUAGGGACCUUCCUCUGCAAAACUGUGAUCGCUCUGCACAAGAUCAAUUUCUACUGCAGCAGCCUGCUGCUGGCCUGCAUAGCCGUAGACCGUUACCUGGCCAUCGUCCAUGCCGUCCACGCCUACCGCCGCCGCCGCCUCCUCUCCAUCCAUGUCACCUGCACCGCCAUUUGGCUGGCCGGCUUCCUGUUCGCCUUGCCGGAACUCCUCUUUGCCAAGGUUGGCCAGCCUCGUAACAAUGACUCCUUACCACAGUGCACCUUCUCCCAGGAAAACGAAACAGAAGCUAGGGCCUGGUUCACCUCCCGUUUCCUCUACCACAUCGGGGGCUUCCUACUGCCAAUGCUCGUCAUGGGCUGGUGUUACGUGGGGGUGGUACACAGGCUACUGCAAGCCCAGCGGCGCCCUCAGCGGCAGAAGGCAGUCAGGGUGGCCAUCCUAGUGACAAGCAUUUUCUUUCUCUGCUGGUCGCCCUACCACAUCGUCAUCUUCCUGGAUACGCUGGAGAGGCUGAAGGCCGUGCACAGCAGCUGCGAGCUGAGUGGCUAUCUCUCUGUGGCCAUCACCUUAUGUGAAUUCCUGGGCCUGGCCCACUGCUGUCUCAAUCCCAUGCUCUACACCUUCGCAGGCGUAAAGUUCCGCAGCGACCUGUCUCGGCUUCUGACCAAGCUGGGCUGUGCUGGCCCGGCCUCCCUUUGCCAACUUUUCCCCAGCUGGCGUAAGAGUAGUCUCUCCGAGUCGGAGAACGCUACUUCACUCACCACCUUCUAGGUCCCGGAAGUCUCAGCACCCACCUCUGUUUCCGGUUUCCUUGGGAGGAUAAAGUGGUAGUGGAAACCUGGCCGACACGAGCUGGGGCCAGUGUCCCCAGAUGGGACAGCUAGACGGAAUCUCUCUAGAAUGUCCCUAAAACUCUUCUGCCAGCCCUCGGGCUAGAUUAGAGCCCCAGGAGGAGAAAGCAGCCCAAAGGCAAAGCGAGCAGUCUCCAGACCGCCUGUGUCACCUUAGACGGAGAGAAUUCCACAUGCCUCCCACCCUAACGAGCUAAAGCUAAGACUCAGCUUCAUUUCUUCCUGGCCAUAGGGAAAACCACCUCUGCCUGUGGCCCACAGUCUCAUCUUCCUCCUGAUUAUGAGCCCAGACUCUCCUCCCAGAAUGUAUUCAUCGUCUUCAAGGCUACGCACCACGCCUAUUCCACCGAGGACUAGCCAGCUGGCCGCAUACUAUGGCCUUAAUGUGCCUGUCUCCUAAAUACAGACUUCGUGCCAGACCCUCAACCGCACCUUUCUCUUAACCAAGCAGAAAGCUGAACCUGAUCUACUUUAGGUAGCUGUCUGGCUCCAACCAAACCAGCGCUGGGUCAGCCCCAUGUUACUGGAUCUUGGAUUACAGACCGAGGGCAAGUUCCAGAAGGUCCUGGAAGUUAGCCAGUAUCCUAAGAAGAGUAAAGGGCAAGCCAGCAGGAAAGAGGCCCAGUGGAAAAAUGGAAAGACACCUUUUCCAGGCUCCAAAGAAGAACAAGUACGAAUCAAACCCAGCCCUCUUCUCCACCCAUGGACCAAAGCUUCCCGACAGGCAGGGAAAAGAGAUCCAGGGUGCUAGUGGAUUCUGGGCACUGACAGGGAGGGAAGCCAACUUGCCUGGGGAAAAGUAAGAGAGCAAAAUGGUCCUAGCCUCAGGAGAGGGGACACCUACUAAGAGAAUGAAGACAGAGGUCCCUGUCUUCAUUAGGUAGAGACAAUGUGAGAAGCCAACCUGGGCAGGCAAGUCCCCAAGCCCCAGGCAGGCAGUGCCUUUCCCCUGGGAGGUACUACUCAGAUGGGACCGGAACCAGAGGAAACUGCUCCAUGCCUGUGCUUAGGGGAAGCCUGAGCUCCGCCUCCUCCCAGCCACUGAUGGGGGGCGGGGGCGGGCGCUGAGCAGAGUUGCCCGGGACCACUCCGGCCAACCAUACAAAGCUCCCUGGGGGACCCCACCGGGGAAACCAAUGCUAUAGCUUCAGAGACUGUAUCCUCAUUGCAGAAUGGUGGGGACACCUGGGAGUCCCCUUUUCUGCUCCCGACAUCCGACAGCCAGCUGGGAAGAAGCAAACCAGAUACAGAAAUAAAAAAAUGCAAGAGAUGGCAUUUUUGAAUUUUCUCUUUUUAAUAAAAAGGCACCUAUAAAACAGGUCAAUACAGUACAGGCAGCACAGAGACCCCCCCGGAACAAGCCUAAAAAGUGUUUCAAAAUAAAAACCAGGAAGAUGUCUUCA
Apodemus sylvaticus (European woodmouse) is the source of this 2765-nucleotide messenger RNA. RefSeq names its product C-X-C motif chemokine receptor 5 (gene Cxcr5). The record is from RefSeq and is a predicted model, not a curated record. Lineage: Eukaryota; Metazoa; Chordata; Mammalia; Rodentia; Muridae. Gene Ontology annotation, biological process: chemotaxis; lymph node development; G protein-coupled receptor signaling pathway. Gene Ontology annotation, molecular function: C-X-C chemokine receptor activity. The transcript is spliced from 2 exons. Bases 158 to 1282 code for a protein of 374 amino acids. Gene Ontology annotation, cellular component: membrane.